AUGUAUUUACCAGAAACACCACCUUCUUUAUCAAAAUCUAAAGCAAAUGUAUUAUUAAAUUCAAUUGAUCAAUCACCAAUAAAUAUAGAAUAUCUUUCACCAGAAUCUUUUUCAACACCAAUAAAAACGAAACAAAAACCACUCACAAAUUUUGAUCAAUAUUGGGAUAUGAUAUCUGAAGGUAAAUCAUUCAUAGAGCCAUUUCAACUAUUUAAGAUCCUAAAGUUAUUAGAUAUAAGUAAUCUACGAGUAAAAACAAAAAUUGUUGAAUUAACAGAAGGAAUUUAUUCAAAAAUUAAUAAAUUUCAAGCAAGGGAAAUUUUUGAGACUGCGCUUAAUAGUGUUUUCAAAAUAGAUUCAAUUGAUGAUACAAGUAUUGUUUUAAUGGAUAGUAAAGAUUUCAUAAAACAAAGCUUAGUUGAGUUGGAUCAAAUUCAUCAUAAAUUGAAAAAUCUGUUUAAUUUAUUAGAAUCGGAGAUUAAUGAAAUCAAGGAUAAAAAUCUAAAAGACUUGACUGAGUUGAGGAAUUUGUGUAAUGCAAAUGAUAAUAUAAAUGACAAGAUACAUAUUAUACGACGUGAUGUCAAUAAAUUAAGUGGAGGUUUUAGGUCAAUGAAGAAGGAGAUAUUGAAUCAAGUCAACGCAUCUCCAAAAACUUACACAAAUGCAAAUUUAAUAACUUCGGUAUUAACUGAAGACGAAAAGAUAUUGAUAUCGAAACUACAUAAUGAAUCAACGUCAAAUAUUUCAAACAUACUAGAUAAUGACGAUAUAGAAUUGAGUCUGCCAACCAUAAAUCAUAGCAAUUCACUACAUAGAAACUUGAAUUAUAUAGUUCAAGAUGAUAUAGAGUCAAAACUAUCAUCAACUCCAGGAUCAAAAGUAGUAAUACGACCAAUAGCAGACGCAGCCAAUGAAAUCAUUAAUCAAAUGUCAAAUAAAACUAUGGAAAGUACAAAUACUGAUAUCUUUUAUUAUUAUCAGUUAUAUAUAUUAUUCACCAUUUUUUACCUAAUAUUUAAAUUUUGA
Molecule: messenger RNA, 1029 nt
Organism: Insectozyma verbasci
Lineage: Eukaryota; Fungi; Ascomycota; Pichiomycetes; Serinales; Debaryomycetaceae
Source: the annotation of a GenBank genome assembly